CAGUAUCGUUUUGCGCCGCCAAACCAAAAAUGCUUUCCAGAUCGCAGCUAUUACUGCUCGUUGUCGGGUUCUGCCUGAAUGCAGCCGUCUCGGCUGACGUGGACUGCUCCAAGCGACCACCAUUUGUGAAUCCCAAAACCUGUUGUCCCAUGCCGGACUUCGUGACCGCCGAGUUGAAGGAAAAGUGUGCCAAAUUUGACAUGGCUCCACCGCCGCCGACGGAUGGGGAUGCUAGUGGAUCCUUUGAGAGCAAGCGUCGCCAUCAUCAUCCGCAUCCGCCACCAUGCUUCUUCUCCUGCAUCUUUAACGAAACUGGCAUCUAUCAAAACCGGAAUCUGGAUGAGGACAAGCUGAAGAGCUAUUUGCAGGUGAUCUUCAAGGAUAGUACCGAUCUGCAGACCACGGCCACCGAGGCCUUCACCACCUGUGCCACCAAAGUCGCGGAAUUCGAGGCCAAUUUACCUCCUCGUCCCGGUCCAUCUCCACCACCCGGCUUUCCCAUUUGUCCUCACGAUGCUGGCCAUCUAAUGGGCUGUGUGUUCCGCAAUCUAAUGAAGAAUUGCCCAGACUCAAUUCGCAAUGACUCCCAGCAGUGCACUGAUAUGAAAGAGUUCUUCACCAAGUGCAAGCCACCGCGUGGUCCUCCUCCUUCCGGCGAGGAUAUGUAAGGAACCCGAGAACCCCUUUUUGUCUGAAAGCCCGCAAUGAAUUUACUUCUCUACCCAGCUGAACUUUUAAUAUCUUUCAAUUUAAGCCAAUAAACAUUUAAAGCUCAA
Molecule: messenger RNA, 776 nt
Organism: Drosophila yakuba
Lineage: Eukaryota; Metazoa; Arthropoda; Insecta; Diptera; Drosophilidae
Gene: Obp49a
Product: general odorant-binding protein 67
Exons: 3
Coding region: 30-668 (212 amino acids)
Molecular function (GO): odorant binding
Source: RefSeq, a predicted model, not a curated record